AUGGUUGGGGAAAAAGUAACAAUAUCUACUCGUACACUACAGUGGAAGUGUGUUGAAUCGAGAACAUACAAUAAGCGUCUUUAUUAUGAGCGCUUUAUUCUAGCUCCACUUUUGAAAGGUCAAGCCGAUACAAUAGGCAUUGCAAUGCGAAGAGCUUUGCUUGCAGAAACAGAAGGAACACGUAUUACACGUGCAAAAUUUGAGCAAAUACCACACGAAUUUUCGACGAUAAUGGGUAGUCAAGAAUCAGUACAUCAAAUUUUAAUGAAUUUGAAAGCAAUUGUCUUAAGAAGCAAUUUAUAUGGAACUCACACCGCGUCGAUUUGUGUCAAAGGUCCUCGAGAAGUAACUGCUCAAGACAUCCUCCUGCCCAUUGCUGUGGAAAUAAUUGAUAAUACACAACAUAUUGCUAGCCUAAAGGAACCAAUUGAUUUGUAUAUUGAAUUAGAAAUCGAGAGGAAUCGCGGCUAUCGUCGACAUUUGCCAAAUGCCUUUCAAGAUGGAAGUUAUCCUAUAGACGCCAUAUUCGGACCUGUUAUAACCGCAAAUCAUAGUGUUCAUUCUUAUGGAAAUGAGACUUCAAAACAAGAAAUACUUUUUCUUGAAAUCUGGACAAAUGGAAGUUUAACUCCUAAAGAAGCACUUCAUGAAGCCUCUAGGAAUUUGAUUGAUUUUUUUAUUCCUUUUUUACAUGCAGAGGAAGAAAACUUCCCUGAAGAAGAAAAAUUCCCGGAAGAACUAAAUCAACACAGGGCUACUUUACCACUUUUGACUUUUACUUUUUAUGAGAGUUUCCCGAAACUAAUCCAAAAUAAAACAGAAAGGGGAUUUAGAUCUUUUUUUAUUGACCAAUGUGAAUUCCCCCCUAAGAUCUAUAAUUGCCUGAAAAAGGCCAAUAUACACACAUUAUGGGAUCUGUUGAGUAAGAGUGAAGAAGACCUUAUGAAAAUGGAACAUUUUAGCAUAGAAGAUCUAAGAGAAAUAAUCUGA
Messenger RNA from Dipodomys spectabilis (banner-tailed kangaroo rat), 990 nucleotides. Its product is annotated as DNA-directed RNA polymerase subunit alpha-like. The record is from RefSeq and is a predicted model, not a curated record. Lineage: Eukaryota; Metazoa; Chordata; Mammalia; Rodentia; Heteromyidae. Gene Ontology annotation, molecular function: DNA binding; DNA-directed RNA polymerase activity; protein dimerization activity. The transcript has 2 exons. The coding region runs from base 1 to 990 and encodes 329 amino acids. Gene Ontology annotation, biological process: DNA-templated transcription.